Molecule: messenger RNA, 3768 nt
Organism: Leptopilina heterotoma
Lineage: Eukaryota; Metazoa; Arthropoda; Insecta; Hymenoptera; Figitidae
Product: trichohyalin-like
Exons: 4
Coding region: 30-3407 (1125 amino acids)
Source: RefSeq, a predicted model, not a curated record
AUGGCAAACAUCCGUUUGAUUGCAGGAGGAUGCAGCCAGGGGUGACAGUGGCUCUGGCCACAGUCUGGUUAGCAGGCGCAGUUGGGGUAUUUUCUGCCACCCUUUACCCCUCCCAUCCCUCCCUCGAUCAAUACUCCCCCCAACAAUCCCCCAAGCAUCAUGAAGUUACCCAAGAAACUCAGGGCCAUGCAAACUCCAAGUUGCAGGAUCCAAAGGAUCUUCUUACUUCGAAACACAAUCAAACAUCCAACGUGCGCCAACCGAUCGAGAUGUCAAAUUUAAAACCACCUCGAGGGACUUUUCUUCGAGGAUCUCAGGAUAGGUCUUACGGGAUUGGUCCAGAACAAGUUGACUUGAAUCUUUCCAUUAAAGAUGGUAUCCAAGAUGAAAUUCAAUUUAAAGAUGUCGCCGCGCGAAAUUCCAAAAAAAGUUUCAAUAGAAAAGAAUUUACUCGUCAGAAGGAUCUACUUAUUGCUCAACAACAACAACAACAACAACAAAAGAAGAAAUCUGUCUCUGAGGAAGAUUACUCGGAUGAUUAUGAUUCAUUUCAAGAUGAAGGGCCCGGGUCCAUCGAGGUCUAUAAAUUAGACCUUUUCGAGGAGGGCUCACUCUUUGAUGGAAAUCUUUCCAAGAAAAAGGAAGAGGAUGCUUCAAAUAAACUGAGGGAAAAUGAGGAACAAGAGAAUAAUGAAAAUAACGAAAAAAAUGUAAAUGAAAAACGUAAAUCUAGCUUUAACAAAAGUUUAUACGAACCAAAGAAAAAUAUAAUGAAAGAAAAUCAAUCUCAAAUAAUAUCUCAGAUACCAUUUCUAAGAAACUUGAAAACGAGAAUUGAAUCCGGAAUUUUGACACCGGAACUACGUUUUACGAAUAAGUUGGAAGAUCAUUCGGAGAAUGAAUCUUUUGGAAUAGGUGGAGUACCAGAGUUGCAGGUUGGAUGUGAAGGUGUGGAAGCUAGUCUGCGAGACAAGAGAUUUUCAUCUGCAAGUAAGAAAGAUUCGAGUCACGAUGAAGCGCCUUCUCACUAUCCAGAAAAUAUCGUGAAUGUACAGCUCGUCUAUGAAUCAGAUGAAGAUGAAGAUCCUCAAGGUGUAUUUUAUGAGGAGAGGGAUGAGCUCAUAAAGCUGAAAAAGUUGGAGCAGGAACUACAGAACCCACCUCCUCACAGAGGUGACAUUCCCGUUCAUCUGUACGAAGAAUAUGAUAAGAAAGAAAAGUUACCGGUUCGUGGAGAUUUGGCUUCAGCUUUUCUCGAUGCAGAUUGGGAUAUAAUGGCUCAGGGAUAUAAAGAUUCAAAGGACGAUACCCACGCUCGUAAACUUUUAUCAAUUUCUAAAUUAACAGCUCCUUUGAGAAGAAAACGAGAUCUCAAUAGAGAGGAAAUGUGGGGAUAUGGUGAAGAUGAGGGAGUUAUGCCCUAUGAAAACGAAGAUAGAAGAAGGGAGAAGGAAUUACAAAGAGAAGAAGAGGAGCGACGACGAGAGGAUCAGAGAAAGAGGGACGAGGAAAGAAGAAGGGAAGACGAGAGACGUAGAUCUGAUUACUUGCGAUACAGACAAGAGGAAGAGAGGAGGAGAAGUCAGCAUCAUAAUCAUCAUGUUCCAGAAGCAAAUCGAAGAGAAAGGAAUGAAACUUUUAGGGGAGGGGAAAAUGAUCGAGGAGAUGAAGAUAGACGAAGACAUGACGAAAGGCGGAGAAUGGAAGAAGAGUUUCGAAGAACGACUUCUCACAGAAGAAAUUGGCCGAGUAAUGAAAAAGGACAGAAUGAGAACAGAAGAAGAGUCAAUUCUUCUUCUGAAGAAGAAAGGAGAAAUUUGGACGCUAGAAGGAGGUCUGAUGAAAAUAGAAGAUUGGAAGAACAGAGAAGAGCGCAGGAGCAGAGAAGAAGACCCCAAGAAGAUAGAAGACAGGAUGAAAGGAAUAGACACCAAUCGCCUAGAAGACAAGAUGAAAGAAGACGAUACGAGGAACAAAGACACAGAGAAGAAGCCGAAAGACGGAGAAAUCAAAACGAAAACCUAUCACCAUCCAAUCUGAUGCGACCCGAUAGAAGGCAUCAACAAGAAAACGAGAAAAAGUUACGAACCUACAUAUCAACGAACACACCCAUUGUUCUUGGCGUCGAAAGACCAUCAGACGAUUCCAGAGGACCUUUUGAAUUAAGAAGACAAAAUCAAGAUCCACCAAGAAGCAGACACUUUUAUGAUAGCAGGCAUCAAGGGAGAGAUAGAGAGCCCAUUUGGAUGGAGCAGAAAAGACCCAAGGAAUCAACUCGGCCAUUUAGUGCAAAUGGAAUGAAACAUCCGGAGAACAGAAGAAAUCACGGACCAUCUCCGCCUAAUGACAUGGGACAGAGAGACGAAAUGGAAGAAAUGAGAAGAGAACGAGAGAGAAAGGAGGAAGAAAGGAGAAGGGCCGACAGAAGAAGAAUAGAGCAAGAGGAGAGGAGAUUGGAGGAGGAAGAUAGGAGAAGAAAGUCACAGCGGUACGAAGAGGAAAGAUUGUGGCACGAGAAAAUGAGAAGUCAAGGCGAGAGAAUGAGGCAAGAGUGGAUGCACGAGGCGAACAGGAGAUCUCAGGCAGAACGACGACCUCCUUGGAUUAGACCCUACCAAUUUCCCCCGUCUAACGAGAAGGGCUAUCAAUAUCCACCUCCCGAUGCAAAUAACAAAGGUUAUCAACCACCUCCUCCUCCUACUUUUAAUAACAAAGGAUACCAACCACCACCUGAUUUGAAUAAUAAAGGUUAUCAACCGCCUCCUUCACCGCCAGAUUUAAACCAAAAGGGUUAUCAACCACCACCUGAUUUAAAUAACAAAGGUUAUCAACCACCACCGGAUUUAAAUAAUAAGGGAUAUCAGCCACAGAGAAUAAAUCCUGAGUAUGAACGAGAUCGUCAGAGAUUAGAAGAGGAAAGAAGAAGGAAUGAUGUGGAAAGGCAGAACAGAGAACAUGAUAGCAGGUAUCAGGAAUUAAGAAGGAGACAGGAUAGUGUGAGGAGCAUGGACGAGUAUCGUAGACGACAGGAAGAGGAGAGUCUGAACUCUCUACCUGUGAGUGCGACGAUAAUAAUUCGUCCGGGAGGAUCCGGCACCAACUCCUCUUCUCCAGUGCUGUUCUCGAGAGGCGGCUUUGGUAGCGAAAUCGAUUUUCCGGGAAUUAAUCCGAAUCACAGAGGAAUUCAAGCUGCUCGAUUUCCAGCGCCAGCGACUCGAAGACCGCCAGUGAAAGGGCCAGGACCUUGUAUUUGGGCAGUGAUUCAUUGUUGUCCAAGAAGUGGUCAGGCGGCUAGUUGCUUCGAGACUUUGGGAUGUCCGGGAAUUAAUUGGGAUCAUAAUCACUGUAAUCCAACUAUUAUCGAAGCUGCGAGAAAGGAAGUAGCGAAAUUCUACAAUACUAAUUAAUUGAUUAUUAAUUGAAGUUUCUACUCAAACACGCAUUAAUCAUGUAUUUCCCUUUUAAUAUUAAUUGUGUAAUUAUUUGAUUGAUCAGUCGACUAGUUAUAAUUACAUAACUGUUGAUCAAUUAACUAAUUUUUAAAUUAAUACCAUUUUUUAAAAUUAUUAAUUAAACAUUAAAUUAUUAACGAAUUGAAUAUAAUUUUUAACUAUUCUUUCAUUGAUUAAUUGCUUCGUCAACUUUGUGUUCUAUCAUCGAACAAAAUUCACGUCAAGUUUGGCUUGUCCAAAAUCACACAACGAAUGUAAAUAGAAUAUCGAUUUCUAUUAUAAUAUAUUUAAUGAAUAAUAAUAUUUAUUAAAAUAA